AUGCCAAGAAUCAACUCCAGGAGGCGGCAGGCCGCGCGCGCCGUGGACCUCUUCUCCUCCCGCUCGGAGGAGGAAGACUUGGGCAUCAUCGUUGGGGACUUCGGCGCGGUGUCGGGUCCAUUCGGCAGUGACUACCCGGAACAAGCAGAGGCGCCGCUGCAAACCUUACAGGAUGUAGGGUGGUCCCUGGCAUACGACAAGGACACCAUCCCAGCCAGUUGUCUCUUUGGCUAUCUGGCAGACUUCAUGGCCACGAGCCGGAAGGUGUCCCCACGAUCGGUGGAAGCCCUCGCUACGGCCGACAUCAUUGGUGAGGCCCAGCUGGAUGCGCCCCUCUCAGACCACAAGGCCAUCAAGGUGGCUUUCCCGCUGCCGAGCCUGGCGGCAUCAAGGCCACUGGCGGCCGUGGGGCUCCAGGAGAUGCCAGUGAUCGGCUUUGGCAGCCACUUCAUGCCGGAGGAUGUGACGGAGCGUGUCUCGGACCAGGACUACUACCGGCGGGUUGAUGAGCUGACGCAAGCUGCGUUGCAGGAAGCGCUUGCAGCUGGAGUGAGGCUCAUCGACAGCAGCAACCGUCACAUGAAUCAGCAGAGUGUCGGCCGGGCGUUGGAAGCAGCGCUGAAGCAGGAGCUGCUCACUCGUGGCGACGUCUUCCUGUGUGGCAGGAUCUCCAAGGUCAAGGACCGCGAGCAGGUGCGGGGCGAGGUCGACAUGCUCCUGAGUGAGCUGAAGGUGGAUUGUGUGGACCUCCUCAUUGCGGACUGCCCGCCGGAGCAGGUCCCGGCCGCGUGGCCUUGGAUCGAGGAGGUUGCGCGAGAAGGCCGCGCCCGCUUCCUUGGGGUAUCCAACUUCGAUCUGUUGGGUCCCAAGGUCUGCGUGGAGGUCUUCCGGAAGUUCCUGGCGGGCGUCAAAAUGCCGCCUGCCGUGCUGGCAAUGGAGGUCCAUCCGUUGAACACCAACGAAGAGAUGUCCGACUUGUGCCAGAGCAUGGGGAUUCAGGUCCUUGCCUACUCGCCCCUGGGCGCACCCCAUAAAGUGGAGGCCUACCUCAAGGUGCUCACAAAAUCGGAUGCUCGAGAAAUGAGACCCUUGCUGAAGGUCUCAGAGCUUCACCUCUUGCAAAGCAUCGCGAAGCGCUACGAUGUUACGCCGGCUCAGGUGGCCCUGCGCUGGAACCUCCAGCGCGGCCACUGCGUCAUCCCGAAGAGCUGGAAUCCCAACCACAUUCUGGAGAACACAAAGCUGUUCCACUUUAGGCUCACCGUCGAGGAGAUGGCCUCCAUCUCCAAGCUUCAUAAGGGCGUACGGGCCGAGCGGUUUUUCCAAGCUGCCUUCAGCAGCGCUUCCAAGGCGCUGCCGCAAAUGACCCGCGAUGCCCACGACGAGUGCCGCAAGAUCCUCAACAAGAUUCGAGGACCUGGCGGCCGCGUGAUCCAGCCAGGCUCUGUCCCACAGGGCUUCGGCGAUCCCACUCCACUGCCCGAGGGCGUCGCGCGGCGCGGGGGCGACGACGGUGGCCUCACCGGCAAGGUGGAUUGGGAGAAGCUCGGUUUCCACCGGCCAGUAGAGGAGGAGCCAGGAUUUUGGAGACGCAUGGGCCUGGCUACCGGCAAGGGCCUGGAGGGCAAGGGCAAGGGCAAAGGCGAUUCUCCUGCGCUGAAAGACGGCUUGCCUGUGGGCGGCAAGGGCGUGCUUCGCCCUGCGAUGGUGGGCUACAGGUAG
Symbiodinium natans is the source of this 1722-nucleotide messenger RNA. Lineage: Eukaryota; Dinophyceae; Suessiales; Symbiodiniaceae. The record is from the annotation of a GenBank genome assembly.